This is a messenger RNA of Acytostelium subglobosum LB1, 2259 nucleotides long. RefSeq lists its product as hypothetical. The record is from RefSeq and is a predicted model, not a curated record. NCBI's taxonomy places the organism in Eukaryota, Evosea, Eumycetozoa, Acytosteliales, Acytosteliaceae. Gene Ontology annotation, biological process: protein phosphorylation. Gene Ontology annotation, molecular function: myosin heavy chain kinase activity; protein binding; ATP binding. The transcript is spliced from 3 exons. Gene Ontology annotation, cellular component: actomyosin contractile ring. The coding region runs from base 1 to 2259 and encodes 752 amino acids.
AUGGCCGAUGCAUUAGCACUCUUGAACCAAAAGUUCCCCGUGGCAGAUGUCAUUGCAGGCACUGUCUGUGAGCGAGCAAUCAAAUGGGAAUUGACAAUUGACAAUGAUCUCAAACCACACUGGCAUCAUAGUAUCGUCUGCGUGACGAUUGAAAAGGCGCCAUUCGCCAAGGGUAGUUGUCGUACGGCACACAAGCUGAAAGAUUGGUCAAAGCCAGGCAUGGAGCUCGUGGGCAAGUUCUCAUCAAACAAGAAGACGACAAGAGACUCUUAUUUCACCGAUGUCCUCAUGCAGACCUUUUGCUCAAAGUGGGCAGAGAAGUUCAACGAGAGCAAGCCUCCCAAACCAAUCACAUUCCUUCCCACCUACGUCUACGAGCUCAUCGAUCAUCCACCCCCCUACCCAGUCUGUGGAGGUGAGCCAUUCAUCGAAGGAGAGUACAAGAAACAUAACAACAACAGUGGAUACGUGAAUUCAGAAGCAAGGAACACACCUCAGGCGUUCAGUCACUUCUCUUACGAAAACUCCAAUCACGAGUUGUUGAUCGUCGAUAUCCAGGGUGUAAACGACUUCUACACCGACCCCCAGAUCCACACCAAGUCGGGAUCGGGCUUUGGCGACGGCAAUCUGGGCGAGACGGGCUUCCACAAGUUCCUGCAGAGCCACAAGUGCAACGCCGUCUGCGACUUUUUGAAGCUGCAGCAGAUCAAUCAGAGCAAGAAGACUCUGCUGCGUGGCACUCUACCCGUCGUGCAGCUCAUGGAGUUCCACGAGGCCAUCGGCAUCAACCAGGCCGGUCAGCCCACCUCGGGCCCCUCCAAGAACUACGACAUGGCCUACUUCCAAUCGGGCGCGGGCACACCCGUCUCGCUCGACGAUGAGGAGAAGCAGCUGCAGGAGCAGCUCGAGCGAAUCCGUGCCGCUCAGGCCAAGUCCAAGCCCGCGCCACAGGCCGCUGUCAAGCAGCCCUCUGUCACCAACCUCCACAGUCUCAAGACGCCACCUGCCAAGCCCAUGUCGCUGUCUCCUGGCAAACCACUACCUGGACAGUCGCCGAUUACCUCGCCGUCGGCUACAUCGCCACCCAUCGCAUCGUCCAAGCCAGCGGCCGCGGCGGUGUCGCCACCAAUCAACAGCGUCGCCACAGCCAAGCCAGUGGCGGCAAAUGUACAACAACCAGCGGCCGCAGCAGCGUCAGCCGCACAACCUGUAAAACCACAAGUACCUGUACAACAGCAACCUCAACAACCUCAGCAACCAGCAGCAGCACCAGCACAAACACCACAACCACAGCCACAACAGCAACCCAUUUCAGUACAAGUGCGCGCAAGCCCACCAGCCCAGGCAGCAUCGUCUACGGCCAGCGCACCACAGCAGCAGCAACAGGAGAUCGUGCCCGACAAGUCGGCCACAGAGAAGUGGGACCUGAAGAGCACAAGGAACCUGGACACCAUUCGUGGACUCCAAUCAGAGUGCAUUGUGGGCACUGAGACACGUCUCUACACGGGAUCCAACGAUGGAAAUCUCGGCGUGUGGGACAUUGACCAGCCCAAGCACCUCAACAAUGUGAAGGCGCACGGCAAGUCGAUCAGAUCGGUGGCCAUCUCGCCCAAGGGCACACUGUUCACUGGUGGUGCCGACUCUUACAUCAAGGAGUGGGACCUCACUACAAUGACCAUGCUCAAGGAGAUCAAGGAGGCCAACGAAGUCAACUCGAUCUUCAUCCAGGACAACCUGCUAUUCAGUGGCUCCAACGAUAAGACGGUGAAAAUAUGGGAUCUCAGAAGCUAUCAAUGCAUUCAGACUCUACAGGGCCACACGCGUGCCAUCAAGGCCGUGUGCUCGCUUGGCAACCUGUUGUUCUCGGGCUCCAACGAUCAACAGAUCUUUGUGUGGAGCUUACAGACGAACCGCGUGCUGACCAACUUCCAGGGCCACGAAGGCUGGGUCAAGUCAUUGUACGCACACAACAACACAUUGUACAGUGGAUCGCACGAUGAGACGGUCAAGGUAUGGGACCUCAAGACGACCAAGUGCACCAACACACUCAAGUGCAAGGAUCGCGUGGAGACCGUGCACGUCACGAACCAAGGCAUCUUUGCUGGCUCUGGCGACCAUCUCCAGAUAUUCGACACAACCACUCACGAGAAUCUGACAUCGAUCAACACACGUUCCAGCAUCCUCUGUCUAUGGAGAAAGAACCGUCAACUGUUCACUGGUUCCUUGGCAUCCAAUCUCAAGGUUUGGACAUGGGACUAA